This is a messenger RNA of Nicotiana tabacum (common tobacco), 501 nucleotides long. Lineage: Eukaryota; Viridiplantae; Streptophyta; Magnoliopsida; Solanales; Solanaceae. The record is from RefSeq and is a predicted model, not a curated record.
AUGGCAAUCGACCAAAAUGUCGAAGAGUUGUUGAUUAUAGGAGACUCAGAUCUGAUUAUCCGGCAAGCCCAAGGCGAAUGGGAAACCGGAGAUGUUAAGCUUAUCCCUUACAAAAAGCAUAUGGAAGGCCUCAGCAAGCGAUUCAAGUCAAUAGAGUUCAGUUACAUUCCUCGUUGUCACAACGAAUUAGCUGACGCACUUGCUACUUUGGCCUCAAUACUGCCAUAUCCCGGCAAUGCUCACAUAGAUCCCUUGGAAAUUCAAAUCCGGGAAAGGCAUGGUUAUUGUAAUACAAUUGAAGCAGCACCAAAUACCCAACCAUGGUGCAAUCCAAAGCAAUCGUUCAAGAAACAGGUGCAACCAAAGGGAAAAGAAAUGCACAAGUGCAAGAAACAGCUUUGCAGCAAGGAAUCAACCAAAAAGGGAAGCUUUUCAUAUAACUUGUUCCGUGUUUUGUCGCAAUUAACGCGUGUUAGAGGAUUCUCAAGAGAAACGAUUCAG